AGCGUAUUAUGCAUGCUGGCGCAUAAAGCCCAAGAGAGACAACAUGAAAUGCCUUAUUGCACCUUCCAUCCUUGUGAGCAUCUUUCUAGUUCCCUCUCUGGCCCUGAUGAACAUCAGUGACAGUCAUCCUCUGGAUGGCUCUGUGGGGACCCAGACUAUCCAUGUCGAUGCCCUCCGAUGUAUGGUCAGCAUCCAAGACACCAACGUUUUGAGUGAAUGGAAUGGAAUCGUGAACUACAAGAAUGCCCUCCUGGCAGUUAAACUGUUUAGUAAGAUGGCCUGUGUCCUGGCCAAGAUGGACCUAGCAGUCUUCCCAAGUUUGGAUGAUAUUACCCAGGCCCUGGGCCAACAGGCUUCCGGUCACUACCCACCCACCCGCGGACUGACCUACACGGUUUUACCCAGUCGAGUCAAAAACUUGGCCCAAUACGGAGUGCCUGUCAAGGACCUGUGCAGAGCGGUUCCCACUUACUUUGCCCAACAGCAAAAAGAAGGUACUGCCCUGGCGAUGGACCCAGACUCCUGUUCUGAACUCCAGUUUAUGUCCUUCAUGGGGCUGUCCAUCUGUGGUGAGAUUCCUGGGCUCUGAACCUCUACAUCAGCCAUGUGAAGACCGGAUAUGCCUGCUCCAGCCUCUGCCUGUGGAAAGCAGCUCUUUC
Molecule: messenger RNA, 659 nt
Organism: Peromyscus maniculatus bairdii (prairie deer mouse)
Lineage: Eukaryota; Metazoa; Chordata; Mammalia; Rodentia; Cricetidae
Source: RefSeq, a predicted model, not a curated record